AUGCAAGUCUCCCCAGCUAUCGUGAAAGGUAUCGCAGUCUCAUCAUUAGGCUUAUACGCAGGUAUUUUGACUUCGUCCACAGUAAUUUCCAUUACCACCCCUAUAAGUGUUUUGACACAACAUUUGAAGAAUGUUUUAUGCACAUUAGGAUGCUGGAGCACCGUUUUGGGUGGCCUAGCUACAAGCGCCUUCGGUAUCAGCUAUUACUUAGCUGCACCAGGAGAAAGACCAAACUAUCUUUUAUGUGGAUUAGGUGUUGCUCCAUUAUCUGCGGCAUACCUAUACCUAGUGUCUCUCUUCAAUCAUAAAUUAGCCCCAAGAUGCGCACGUGACGACAGUGAUUUAGAGAAACAAGAUGAAAAAUUGCCCCAAAAUCACCCACAAGUUAAUGAUGGAGAAGCCGCAUGCCCAUUCUCAAAGAUGAAUAAUGCAAAAAAAUUGAAACCUGAGUCCGAAAGAAGCGUGAAGUGUCAUUCAUACAUGUCAUUGCACAUGUCUAUUGUGACUGGCAUAACAAUUUUUACCUUUGGUAAGUGCAUCCUGGAUGGAUUCAAAGCAUGA
Molecule: messenger RNA, 561 nt
Organism: Saccharomyces mikatae IFO 1815
Lineage: Eukaryota; Fungi; Ascomycota; Saccharomycetes; Saccharomycetales; Saccharomycetaceae
Gene: SCM4
Product: Scm4p
Exons: 1
Coding region: 1-561 (186 amino acids)
Biological process (GO): autophagy of mitochondrion
Cellular component (GO): mitochondrion
Source: RefSeq, a predicted model, not a curated record